Messenger RNA from Corythoichthys intestinalis (scribbled pipefish), 4699 nucleotides. RefSeq names its product ADAM metallopeptidase domain 15 (gene adam15). Lineage: Eukaryota; Metazoa; Chordata; Actinopteri; Syngnathiformes; Syngnathidae. The record is from RefSeq and is a predicted model, not a curated record. Gene Ontology annotation, biological process: integrin-mediated signaling pathway; innate immune response; proteolysis. Gene Ontology annotation, molecular function: metalloendopeptidase activity; integrin binding. Bases 272 to 3067 code for a protein of 931 amino acids. The transcript has 25 exons.
UCGAAAGAUGACGUCACCACUACAGUCCGUUAUAAACAUUAUCCGCCCGCCCGUGACCGACUUUAUUCGUCAGAGUGCCCUCGAGUGACCAAGACGCCGCGUCCUUCCGGUUGCGACGUGCCGGCAGGCUCGACUACUUUCUCCGGACGCCAGACGAACGCUCGGUCGGGGCUUUUUAUGUUCCAUUUCACGUUGUUAACGGAUACGGCGCUUUGACGGACAUGUCGGCUCGUCGUCGCCACACUGACCGGAAGUCUGCCAUGGCGGCGAGAUGAAACAACUUUUGGCGCCACGGUUGCUCGUGCUGAUCAGCGCCGGUGUUGCGUUGACGGACGCCGGGCCCUUGAACGCAACACCGCAAGAUGGUGUGGAAUGGCGGCGCCCCCUGCUGGAGAGGACCCAACCUUUCGUUCUGGUUGGCGGGCGAAAGCGGAGCCUUAAGGAGGCAUUGCAGGGUGGUCACCCAGAACAUCUGCAGUGUGGCCUGGAGGUCCGAGGAGAGGUUCUUGUUCUUGACCUGCAGAAGAACCAUGACCUUCUGCCCAAAUCGCCAAACGUCUUCUUCUACCUGCCUAACGGCACCGGAGUGUCCCUGAAUGAUGACCCUGUGACACAUUGUUACUACCAUGGCAACGUAAGAGGAUUCCCAAGCUCCAGAGUGGCAAUCAGCACCUGCUCAGGACUCCGUGGCGUGAUCGCUGUCAACGCAUCUUUGAGUUUCGAGGUUCAACCGCAUGAGAUCCAUCACGACGGGGUGGGGAGCGGUGAAGGAGGCACGGCCAGUGGAUUAGGAGGUGAAGAAGAAGAUUCUAGAGAAAAUGGAGACCACCUGAUCUUCUCUAGCAGUCACGUGGCGGAAGAAUCAGUGAAGGGCUGCGGGGUCUCACACGGUCACGUGGACAGCCAUGUCGGGCACACAAAUGACCACAGUGCCACUCAUGUACUUCACAGAAGCAAAAGGAACAUCCUAUCUGAGACCAAAUACAUCGAACUAGUGUUGGUGGCCGACCACCAGGAGUUUUUGAACUACCAGAAGAACAACAAAACUAUUAUCUACCGCAUGCUGGAUGUGGCCAAUCAGGUGGACUGGUUUUACCGUCCUCUAAAGGUUCGAGUGGCGCUGACAGGUUUAGAGGUGUGGAGUGACCGAGACAAGAUCCGUGUGGAGAAGAACCCCAGCGCGACGCUUAACAAUUUCCUGCUCUGGCGGACCAGGGAGCUUUUGCCACGCCUUCGCCAUGACAACGCACAGCUAAUCAUGGGUAGCGCCUUGGACGGCACCACGGUGGGCAUGGCGGCGCAGGCGUCCAUGUGUUCCAGAGACCGUUCCGGAGGUGUCAACGUGGACCACCUGGUGAGCAUUCUGGGUGUGGCAUCCACGGUGGCUCACGAGCUUGGACACAAUUUAGGGAUGAGCCACGACACGCAGGAACGACACUGCCACUGCACCAACCAGCCUCGCAUGGGUGGAUGCAUUAUGGAACCCUCCACUGGGUUCCUGCCCGGCCAGCAGUUUAGCAGCUGCAGCGUGUCUGACUUGUCCGUUAGUCUACUUCGAGGGGGCGGCAUGUGUUUGUUCAACGUACCGCCACCAGAACGCCUCCUGGGUGGGCCCCGUUGCGGCAAUUUGUAUGUAGAGCCUGGCGAGGAGUGCGACUGUGGCCUGCUUGAGGAGUGCCAGGACCCCUGCUGUAACGCAUCCACAUGUCGGCUGCACCCCGGCGCCCAGUGCUCAGCCGAUGGCGUCUGCUGCCAGGACUGCAAGCUGCGAGCGGCAGGUUCCGUAUGCCGAGAGCCAAUCGGAGAGUGCGACCUACCGGAGUACUGCACGGGUUCCUCCCCCUUUUGUCCUCCUAAUGUCUACAUUCAAAACGGCGAGCCUUGCGAGGACGGCGCCACCUACUGCUACGGCGGUGCCUGCGCUAGCAUGCGCGCGCAGUGUCAGAUGCUUUGGGGACCCAACGCCACCAGCGCACCGGCCGUUUGCUUCUCAUCUGUCAACAAACAAGGAAACAAAUACGGAAACUGCGGUCAGCUGAGUAAUGGAUCUUACGCUCCCUGUGCACCAAAUGACGUGCAGUGCGGCAGGAUCCAGUGUCAGGACGGCACGGAUCGCCCCCUGCUGGGCACCAACGCCGAGAUUCUGACCACCACUGUGCGCUUCAAUCUCCGCGACCUGGUGUGCCGCGGAACCUUCUUCCACCUGGGCGAUGAUGUGUCUGACCCCGCAUCUGUGGCACAAGGCACCGCCUGCGGGCCAGGAAAGGCUUGCUUGGACCACAAGUGCCAGGACGUGUCCGUUUUCGGUGUGGACGAUUGCCGCAAGAAGUGCAACGGUCACGGCGUCUGCAACAGCAUGAACAACUGUCACUGCCAGCCUGGAUGGGCGCCACCCGACUGCGCGUAUGCCGGACAUGGUGGCAGCGUGGACAGCGGACCCGCGCAUAUUGCCGCAGAGUCUGAUCCAGUCCUGGUGGCCCUGCUGGUGCUCUUCCUCAUCAUCCUUCCGGCGCUGCUCCUCUUCCUGGCGCUUCGCUUCCCUCGCGUCCGUCGUGUUUGUUUGGCUUUGGGAGGCAGCAAAUUCUUUCCCAAAUCAUCUCACAACCGGACUCCGGCAACAGAGCGAAGUUCGGACCGCAACGUGGAUCAAAUUCGUCCGUUGAGGUUUGACAACACCGCGUUGACGGACGUACGUGAGACUCCGCCCCUCAAGGAGCUUCUUGACAGACCUGCUCCUCCCACUAAGCCACUUCCCCCUGUCCCCCCUCUAAACCCCUCGCCACAGCCAUCCGAAAGGCGUCCGGCACCGCCCACCAAGCCGCUUCCUCCGGCUCCUCCCACCAGAGGCGUUCAGCUGCUAGCGAGCCGACCGGCCCCGCCCACUAAGCCCCUCCCCCCUGACCCCUUCUCACCUGGUCAGGCUUCGGACGCUCCGACGGUCAAACCGGCAGUGCCCAAAAAGCCACGCCCUCAUUUGACCGCCGCGUCUUCGGUAUCUGCGCACAGUCGAGUUGGUCGUCCUCCUCCGUCGCGUCCCAGAAUCCCGCCCAGACCGGAGCAGCGGUGACAAAGCCCCGCCCCCUCCGCCGGUGCUGCAGUGCCUUCUUGCCAAGACACCCGCUGCUCAUUGGCUGUUUGCAAGAGGCCACGCCCAUUUCCAACCACGCCUUAGCAGGAGGUCAUGUGACCAAUGAAGGGAAGAUCACAUUUGAAAUACUUUUUUUUGUAGGAAAAAAACUAACGGAGAAAAAAAAAUCAAGAUGGCGAGAGUGAUUCACAUUUGCAGGAAGUGAGGUCAUUGACUGUUCCGUCACUUUUUAUGUUGCUGCUUGACAAAAUAAAAGUCAUCUGACUAUAAAUCAGUCAUGUUUCCUGUUGAUGCCGGUGAGGCACCAGUAAACAGGAAGUGAUGUACCGACAACGAAUCCACUAUUAACUCAUUGGCUGCCAUUGACGGCAUUAGACGUCCAAUCCAUUUUGACUGGGAAGGGCGAAGCUAGCUGUCAAUGACAAUGAGGCAUGAUACAAAAAUUGAUUAAAAAAUUGGCUCCAAGGAUUGGUGCACAUACAUGUCUAAAAUAUACUUCCCAAAUCUCAUUGUGUUCUGUCCACGGAUAAUGGGGAAAGAGAUAAUAUAUCACAGUGUACACACGGCCAACAGCAAUAACAAUGUAGUAAUGAUAAUAAAUAUGUGACAAUGAGGGGACUGACCAAGUGUAUAAACAAGUGGAAAAGAGGGAAUUGAACAUAUUUGGACAUUUGUUUACGCGCUGACGCAUGGGUGUCAAAGUCUAGGCUUGGGGGCCAGAUCCGGCCCACCAUGUCAUUUGGUAUGGCCCGCUGAAGUACUGUAAUUUUCGGACUAUAAAGCACACCCAGCUAUAAGCCACACCCCACCAUAUUUGACACGAAAACGACAUUUGUUCAUAGAUAAGCUACACAGCCGGAGUUGUCCUCACUGUAUUAUGGGAUAUUUACACCAAAGAUAUGAACAGGUAACAAUUUAUUUGACAGCAGUAACAUAAGACCAAAUGAACCACCAUGAAGCUUUGAACCAAUAGGCUACAAAGCUUAAUUGCUUCAAGAAGCUUCACUUGGCCAUCACUGCUCCCUUGGCAGGGACAAUCAACCUCUGCUGCCACCUGGUGUCAACACUGUUGUUGUCCUAACAUGCCUCCUAGCAUGGAUUGCAGCGCUACAAAUGUAAGUAAUGAUCAAAAUUCAUGUUCUGUGCUAAAUAUUUCUUCAGUUACUGUUGUAGUUGUUUCAUUAAUUGCUAGUUUCGGUAUUUGGUAACACUUUAUUCGACAGCGGUGCUAUUAGACUGUCAUAAUAAAAUCAUAACUAUGAAAUGACACUGUCAUGAGCAUUAAUUAUUGCUUCUAACAGAUGUCAUUUAGUGUCAUCCGACAAAUUAUCUCACUUUUGAAUGGAUGAAAAAGAUCAGAGCAGGACAUAAAUGCUGCUAGUGACAUAAUUUGCCAGAUCACACUUAAUGACAUCUGUCUUAAGCACUCAGUAAUGGCCAUGAUAGUGUUAUGUCAUAUUUAUAGCGGUCUUAUGAUGCCGCUGUCAAAUAAAGAAUGACCUAUUAACCCAAAUAAAUUAAAGAAUAAGCCGCACUGGACAUAAGCAGAUUUUAAGGUGGGGCCAGCCCCCCCCCCCCGUUGGCCGAAAAGUGUCAUUGCAUGUAAUUGAC